UCCGGUCAGAGCCGGUCAAGUAGACGGCGACUGGAACCACCGGUUUCUUGGGCUACGCUGGUUCAUCUACUGCGCCUGUGCAUUUUCCUCUUCCGUUUCCUGAAGUGGACCGCCCAAGGUUGCUAGGCAACAGCCCCGGGUGGCCUUGCCUUAGGGUCCCUGAGCGCUUCCGGCCGAAGAAAGGAGCCGCCGGCGUCCUGACCUGGGAAAAGAGGCCGCGUCGCCGCCGGCAGUCCUGAAGUUGGAGGGAGGAAACUUGUACAAAUAAAGACUGACAGUGAGGGAUUCAUUGGAUUAUUUCAAGAUGAGCUUUCUGUUGCCCAAGCUGACUAGCAAAAAAGAAGUCGACGAGGCAAUAAAGAGCACUGCAGAGAAGGUGUUGGUUCUCAGGUUUGGGAGAGACGAGGAUCCUGUCUGUCUGCAACUAGAUGACAUUCUUUCUAAGACCUCUUCUGACUUGAGUAAAAUGGCUGCUAUAUAUCUGGUGGAUGUGGACCAAACUCCAGUCUAUACACACUAUUUCGACAUCAGUUAUAUUCCAUCUACUGUGUUUUUCUUCAAUGGGCAGCAUAUGAAAGUGGAUUAUGGAAGGCGAAUAUUCCCAAAUAUGACCUCCAUCAAGACAUUUAGCACAUUAACUACCAUGACAUUACAUACCAAAUACCUUACAAGUGUGUAAAAAUUUUAAUCCAGCAAUUGCAUUUCCAGGAAUUUAUUUGAAGAAAAGUAAUUCUGAAAGUGGGCAAAAUUGGCUCCAGGGAUACUUAUUUCAUCAUUGUUUAGGAAGCAAAAUACUUAGAAUUUAGAUGUCCACAAAGGGAUACUAGAUACCAAUUUACUCUGAUGUUGUAGAUGCAUGGUUAACUUUGAACAAAACAUAUCUUUUUUAAAAACCACAUUGCAAAAUAGAAUGUGUGAUAUAAUUCCCAUUACUGUGAAAAAAAAUGCACAUAGAGACACAUACACGUACGUAUGAUUGGAGGGAUAUAUACCAAAAUGUGGCAACUUUUUUUGUCUUGAAAAAUUUCUGCAAUGAGCAUACUUGAUGUUCAAAAUAGUGAAGAAAAAAAAGGAAGAAGGAAAGAAAUUAAUACUACUCAGAAAUGGAAGUGACUGGAACUUGGAGACCACGACUAGGGCUUUGCACAGUGCCUAGCCAAACACAAAAACAAUGAAACAAACUAUGCCCACACCAGUACUCAGGGAAUUGUACUUGAGAAUGAGUUGAGAAAUGGUUAAAAUACAUUUUGAGCAGAAGCUUUCCAUAUGAUAGAGCUUACGUGCUAUUCCAUGCCCACAGCUCUGGUUUUAGUCGUAUAUCAAAUGGGCCCUGUAAUUGCAAAUGGAAAAAUCAUUGUUGGGCCUUAUGGCUAAAGUCUCCCUUACAGGAAGAGCUACUGUUCGUUUUGUUUGCCCUGAAGGUCUUCAGCAAGUAAAUGUUCAAAGUUCUGAGCCAGGUUGUUUCUCUUCUGUGCU
Molecule: messenger RNA, 1476 nt
Organism: Myotis myotis
Lineage: Eukaryota; Metazoa; Chordata; Mammalia; Chiroptera; Vespertilionidae
Gene: TXNL4B
Product: thioredoxin like 4B
Exons: 4
Coding region: 305-679 (124 amino acids)
Biological process (GO): mRNA splicing, via spliceosome
Cellular component (GO): U5 snRNP; spliceosomal complex; U4/U6 x U5 tri-snRNP complex
Source: RefSeq, a predicted model, not a curated record